This is a messenger RNA of Punctularia strigosozonata HHB-11173 SS5, 459 nucleotides long. RefSeq lists its product as uncharacterized. The transcript has 2 exons. NCBI's taxonomy places the organism in Eukaryota, Fungi, Basidiomycota, Agaricomycetes, Corticiales, Punctulariaceae. The coding region runs from base 1 to 459 and encodes 152 amino acids. The record is from RefSeq and is a predicted model, not a curated record.
AUGGCCGACGUUUAUCGCGUUAUCAUCGACGAUACAUCUCCAGUCGUAUAUUACGCUCCCUUGGCGGAACCCCUCACCAACUCCGACCCGCUCACCGGAUGGGUGCCCUUCUUCACCGACUCCGGCUUUCCGACCAGCGCCUCCCUCGGCGACGUCGGGAACGGCACGAGCUACCAUGUCACCUCGCUCAGCGGCGCGCAGCUGUCCGUGCAAUGGUUCGGAACGGGCAUCCAGCUUUUCGGCAACGCGACGGGUGCCUCUUACGACAUCCUCGUCGACGGCAAAGCGAGCGUCGCCUUCUCCUCGUCUCUGGACGAGAACGUCCUCGCCGCCGUCGACGAUCUCAAGCAGGGUAACCACACCAUCUCGCUCGUCGCCCGCCCGGACACGAACACGACCGCCAGCUCGAUCGCGUUCGACCGCGCGACCGCGACCAUAUCCGCCGAACGCGCCAAGUAA